GCAUCAUCAAAGUUGACAGCGGAAACACAGCAAGGUUUUUUCUCAAGUUUCAGUGUCUCAGAGAAGAACUGACAGUGGACGUCUGCGGUUAUUGUCCUCCGUAAAUAUGACUUCACUCACGAUCAUCACGCGGCUCACGGACGGACUUCCGCUCGCGGCGUCCAUACAGGAGGAUGAAAAGUCAGGAAGAGACCUCCAGCACUACCAGAGCCAGGCCAAGCAGCUGUGCCGCAAGCUGAAUGCUCAGAGUCCGGACCGCUGCACCCUGGAGGCUGGAGACAUGAACUUCCACUACUUAAUAGCACAGGGUGUGUGCUACCUGUUCCUCUGUGAGGCUUCAUUUCCCAAAAAAAUGGCCUUUGCAUACCUUGGAGAACUCCACAAUGAAUUCUAUGAGCAGUAUGGAAAGAAAGUAGCCACAGUGACAAGGCCAUACUCUUUCAUUGAGUUUGACACGUACAUCCAGAAAACAAAGAAGUCCUUCAUCGACGGCAGGGCCAGGAGGAACUUUGGCAGUAUCAACACAGAGCUGCAGGAUGUCCAGAGAAUUAUGGUGGCAAAUAUUGAGGAAGUUCUGCAAAGAGGAGAAUCUCUUUCUGCUCUAGAUACAAAAGCCAGCAAUCUGUCCAGCCUGUCGAAGAAGUACCGCAGCGAUGCCAAAUAUCUCAACACCCGCUCCACGUACGCCAAGGUGGCUGCUGUGUCCGUGUUCUUCAUCACACUCAUCAUCUAUGUGCGUUUCUGGUGGCUCUGAUGGACUAUCAACGAGGACUUUGUGGGUGCUUCUUUUUGGAAAAGCAAGAGCAUAAACUGAUCCGGUUCAACUUGUUAAAUACCCGGGUGCCUUAAAGGGUUCGAAUACGGACGUUCCCCAUUGAAGGUUAAAAUGACUUCUAUGCUUUACUCAGCUUUGACUCAUGCCGUGUAGAGUAUAAACUGAGCCACAGGUCUGUGAUGGACAUCUCUAUGUAUUGGAGCAAAUGCUUCGUGGUGAGUUCAUGUUUACUGGAAUAUUGAGACCAGGGCGUUGAUAAAUUAACAAACUGGAAAUAUGAGUUUCAGUAUUUGGGGAAACAAAUGUAUGACUAUGCAGAAGUUCUGUGAAAGUCUUAAUACUGUGAUAAAAGAAUGUUUAAUGUAAAAGUUUA
Molecule: messenger RNA, 1148 nt
Organism: Pseudoliparis swirei
Lineage: Eukaryota; Metazoa; Chordata; Actinopteri; Perciformes; Liparidae
Gene: sec22ba
Product: SEC22 homolog B, vesicle trafficking protein a
Exons: 5
Coding region: 107-754 (215 amino acids)
Biological process (GO): retrograde vesicle-mediated transport, Golgi to endoplasmic reticulum; endoplasmic reticulum to Golgi vesicle-mediated transport; vesicle fusion with Golgi apparatus
Cellular component (GO): endoplasmic reticulum-Golgi intermediate compartment; ER to Golgi transport vesicle membrane; Golgi membrane
Molecular function (GO): SNAP receptor activity
Source: RefSeq, a predicted model, not a curated record